UUCUUUGAAGUCGUAUUUACGAGGGUUACAAUGUUUGGCUGCGACUGCUGUCGCAGUGACGAUUUUUAAGGCUGUUACUGCCUCUGAAUGACCAUUCACCUCUUGGAUAGCUAAGCUAAAGGAUCGUUAGCCACCAUAAUCGAACGUAAAUCUACGUGUCGAAGUUUCAAAACAUCUGAGAAGUGUACAACACUAGAAGAAUUAUAGGAAAACAGUACUAUAACAAUUUGAUGUACAUUCGAAUACGAUUAUUUCGUGUGCACAUUCUGGUGAUCGAAGAUGGCACUCUGGAAAUUUGUUUGCGAAGGAAAUUUGGAAAAAGUCCGGGGAAUUUUGGAACAAAGCUCCGAUGAAGAGCGUAGGAGAUUGUUGAAAAGGACAUUUGGACGAACCAAGAUGACAGUUCUCCACAAAGCCAUCGAGGAAGGCCAUGAGGACAUUGUUGAGUUACUGCUGAAGAAACAAGCAGAUGUCCACCUUACUGAUCAUCAUUGCCGCACAGCCCUUCAUACUGCCACUUCAAAUGAAAAAGAAAACAUCCGUGUUAUUAAAUUAAUCCUCAACUGUCAAGGUGUAGAGGUCGAUGCCCUAGAUGAGUAUGGUAAUACUCCAUUGAAGCUUGCAGCGGAAAAGAACCACUACGAAACCGUGGAGCUACUGAUAUCAAAGGGGGCUAAUGUGAACCAAGCAGACAAUGUUGACAACACCCCUCUCCAUGUUGCUGCAAAAAAAGGCAAUGAUCAAGUAUUGGAACUGUUGCUUGCCAAAGUAGAUGCAAGUACUGUUGGAAAACAGACUAAGGAAAAAUAUACAGCUCUGCACUAUGCUGUUGAAAGUAAAAACGAGAGAUGUGUUGCACUUCUGUUAAAACAUGGUGCAGGAACCUGUGUUGAGUCAGAAAAUGAGCAAGGGCGCACGCCACUGGACCUAGCAAAUGAUCAUCGUAACCAAACAAUUCUGGAGUUACUGAGGAAUCCUAAAAGAGCCAGCGAAUAUCUUAGAAAGCAACAGCCAAGAGCGCCGCUAGGAAAAGGUGGUUCUGUGGAAUCAGACAGCUCUUUCAGUAAUCCAGCUCAUCUACAGAAUUUAUUGGUCCAAGCAGAUGGAGUAGCUUCUCAACUUCCACCAAAUGGCCAUGGCGGUGGUCCAAUUAGUGUUAUAGUAACUGAAAACGUGACCUUUAAUCAAAGUUAUGAAGUGAAUGUCCAACCUGGGGGGACAGCAGCUAUUGGACAAGGAGCUCAAAUUAACAAGUCACAAACCGAUAGUCAAAAUGUACCCAAAGAGCAGAUGCGCACUGGUGGAGCUGAAUUUAAUAUCGAUGUGAACGGUGGUAAUGUAGCUGCAGGAGAUGACAGCAAGAUCAACGUGAACACGGGACAAUCAGGAGCCCCGAGCCCCGCGGGAAGUAGCGAUAGUCCGGUUAAUUUUCCAGGAGAUCAGGAGAAUAGAGAUCCUCAUGGAAGAUGUCCCCCCGAAACAGGGGCACCCGUAGAGAAUUCAGAUUCCCAAGGACCUUCUGAGGCAUCGCUCCCUCCUUUGGAAGGAUUUCCCGGGGGUGAAGGUCGCGGAGCUUUAUCCCGUUCGUUUCCAGAGGAAACAGGGCCAGAUGAUAAAUCGCUGGCUCAGCCAUUACAAGAAGAAUUCCCUUCGGAGAAAGGUAGCGGAGGUUCACUCUAUCCGACACAAGAGAAAUCCCCUGGCGAUAAAUCGAAUGGAGCUUCACCCCUUUCAGUCCAAGAGGUUUUUCUCCCAGAGAAAAAAGAACAAUCGCUGGCUCAACCAGUGCAAGAGGAAUUCCGAAGUAAUAAGGAUAGCGGCACUUUACCCCUUCCUCUCCAAGAAGAUUCUCCCCCAGGGAAAGGUCAUCAAUCGUUACCUCAACCGGUGCAAGAGGAAGCUGUGGGGGACAAAGAUAGCAGCACCUCACCCCUUCCAGUCCAAGAAGAUUCUCCCCCAGGGAAAGGUCAUCAAUCGUUACCUCAACCGGUGCAAGAGGAAGCUGUGGGGGACAAAGAUAGCAGCACUUUUCUCCUUCCGGUCCAAGAAGAUUCUCCCCCAGGGAAAGGUCAUCAAUCGUUGGCUCAACCAGUGCAAGAGGAAUCCCGAAGUGAUAAGGAUUGCGGCACUUUACCCCUUCCAGUCCAAGAAGAUUCUCCCCCAGGGAAAGGUCAUCAAUCGUUACCUCAACCGGUGCAAGAGGAAGCUGCGAAGGACGAAGAUAACGGAACUUUAACCCUUCCGGUCCAAGAUGAUUCUUCCUCAGUGAAAGAUCAUCAAUCAUUAGUUCUACCAGUUCAAGAGGAAGCUCCAAGAGAUAAAGAUAGCGGAGCUUUACUUGUUCAGGCCCAAGGGUAUUCUUCACAGAGUUUAGAGGCCCAGUCUGGAGAGAGGGUCUUUCAAGAUGGAAAUCACCAGUUAACUGAAGGUGGUAGACUUCACAGGGUCCCUUUGAGGGGAGGACCGCCACUCCCUUUUCCACAAACGACUCCUCGAAAUCGUGGAGGUGGGAAUGCAAGUUAUCAUAACUCAUCAGAGAAUGCCCGGGCCGAGUCGCCCAUCGGCGAAGCGCCUCACAGAACAGAGCGUCAUUCCAGGGACAAUUCCCCAUCAGCAACGAUCGACCUUGGGGAUUUAGAUUGUCGUCCUGAUGGCGUUCAAGAUGAAAAUCCUGACGAUGACAAGGGAGGUCAUAGAGUAUGCAACUGUAUAGGCAUGUGAAUGUUUAAAACGUUUGGAUGUAGAGAGGUGAUAAAGAAGUGAUAAUUUUUUUCAACCCCUCAUGAGUAACUAAGAAACAAUUUCUCCUAACACUUUCAGUACAAUAUCAAGAAGAAUAGUGACGAUGAGAUCUUGGGAAUGGAAGGGUCAAGAUCAUUUCUGCACAUGCGAUUCGCACGAUGCUGCUUCUGCAAUAAUGCAACUAAUUAGGAGAUUACCUUUAAAUCAUCUCACUCGUAUUUAAGCACCAAUUUGCAACACUGACUACUUUAUCUUUCUUCUCAUUUUAGUUAAGAGAAUGCUGUGUUCAAUCCACCGGUUUUCCUUAUCUGAUAUUCUUCCUUCUUCUCGUCACCUUUCCGCUCGAAGUUGUAUUGAAAUGUUAAGGAGAAAUUCAAUUUUGGUCUCUUUAGGGAGUGAAAGGGUUAAAUGAGCACUGAUCAGAGACGUAAAGUUUGGUUCUGGUAGAUUUAUUCGUUCUUAGAUUGUGACAGUUUUUUUCAUUAGAAAAAGUAGUAUUAUUAUUUUUCUUCCGUGAAGAUAGGUUUCAUUGGCAAAGGAAAAAAAUUUGAAAUUAAUCAGCAUACGAUUUCUAUAUGUUUUUGAAGGAAAACACAACCAAUGAAAUUUUAAAAUUACAAUAUACUUCUGUACAGAAAGCCAUGUUAGGAAAUUAGAUUAUCAGAUAUAGUUAUUUAUAGGGCCUAUAUUAAAUGCUCUAAGUUUCUGGUUGGGAUUCAGAAAAUUAUUAAGCAUACUUCUCCUCCGAUACGAGAAUAGGUUUGAGAUGGAAGAGAGACCAGACAGAAAGGCUAUGAUACUAUGUUUUUUCAAAACUUGACGCCACAUUGUUCAACAAAUAUUGUGUACUUAUCAGCCAAGUUAUUGCUCCUUUUUGCUGUUUUCUUACCGGGUUAUUUGAAUUUAGAGAGAGUAAAAAUAUACUUCAAUACAUCGUUUUAUCCCAAGAAAAAGGCGAGACUUUGAAAGCAAGGUGUUUAUUCAGGGCAAGAUGCGAGAAAGUGUCGAAGUAAAGUGUAUGCUGUCCAACAUUUAGUGUGAGUGGUGACCUCGCAUGAUGCUGGUUUUGAUGGUGUUCUUGUUAUUUAUUUCGGUUCAAUAAUUCUGAAUUGAAACGAUAUAUUAGACUUGCAUUUCCAAUGUCGAAAUUAGGAAGCACCCUGUUGAAUAGUUAAACUCAGAGCUUGAUAAAUCAUUUAUUAAACCGAUUAAAGGGAUUGCAAUUGCCAAUCGGAAAGAACCUUGUAAAACAAGUUAUGAACCCAUGGCGCCAAGCGCGGGAAAAACGAGUAACCAAUCAGAAGAAAGAUACCAAAACAAUGUCUUGAGCCUAAGAUUUCAAGCUCGGAAAACACACAUGACUAAUUCGUUAUUCAUUAUGUGUAUUCCUCUGAUUGGUUACUCUUAAAUUUGUCCUUUCGUGAUGUGUUAUUAAUCUUUGUAAAACUGUGUUGGAGAAGACACAAUAAAAUAAUUUUUUUUAGAAA
This is a messenger RNA of Pocillopora verrucosa, 4229 nucleotides long. The record is from RefSeq and is a predicted model, not a curated record. Lineage: Eukaryota; Metazoa; Cnidaria; Anthozoa; Scleractinia; Pocilloporidae.